UGAAGAUUGAUGCGUUAUUUAAGACGUUCUCCUCUGAUGAUCCUUCUCCAUGUUGAGCCAGCUAUGGCGCAAUACUAUAACUAUUGUCCGGGUUGUAGUCCUAGGUGCAUACAUAGUCUGAUGGACGUCGGCCUUGUACCGAUUGAUAUUACCGAAUUAGGGGAUAACCCAGGUGGUAGUACGGCGCAUUGCCCACUGGGUCUGCUAAUUGGACGUGAGCGGACAACAUAUGUGUAAUACAGAUCUUGAAGGUUCUUGGGAAUCAAAAUCAGCCCUCACAAAAACUUAUGGUGAAUAGCAGAAGGCAAACUCUGGGCUGUCUGCUGAUGGUGUCUUAUUCGCCAUUUCUGCCAUCAUCGCCU
Messenger RNA from Talaromyces proteolyticus, 362 nucleotides. RefSeq lists its product as uncharacterized. The record is from RefSeq and is a predicted model, not a curated record. The transcript has a single exon. The coding region runs from base 10 to 237 and encodes 75 amino acids. NCBI's taxonomy places the organism in Eukaryota, Fungi, Ascomycota, Eurotiomycetes, Eurotiales, Trichocomaceae.